Lobosporangium transversale is the source of this 984-nucleotide messenger RNA. RefSeq names its product P-loop containing nucleoside triphosphate hydrolase protein. The transcript has 3 exons. The record is from RefSeq and is a predicted model, not a curated record. Gene Ontology annotation, molecular function: GTP binding. Bases 1 to 984 code for a protein of 327 amino acids. Lineage: Eukaryota; Fungi; Mortierellomycota; Mortierellomycetes; Mortierellales; Mortierellaceae.
AUGGCCGCUGCAACUGGAGCUCCAUUGCCACCACCUGAAUCUAGCCAUAUUGCAGACGGACCAGGACCUGUUGUCUUGGUGGCCAUUGGCAAGACUGGACAAGGGAAAUCAUCCUUAUUGAACCGAAUCAUGGGCACAAAUGAACUAAAAGCGAGUGCAUCUGUUCGAGCAGUAACCAAAGGAAUUGCUGAGCGUUCAGGUUGGGCUCGUUUUGAGGACAAUCGUCGAUUCUUGGUGACUGUGGCGGAUACACCAGGUCUAGCCGAUACAGAAGGAGACGAUGAGAAGAACAUACCCAUUUUGAAGGAUUAUAUCCACUCAAUCGGCUCCCGUCUUGGAGUCUCCGCAUUCUUGUUGGUCUUUAAGAUUAACUCGAGUGUGGAUAUCAUCAUGACCAUCCUCAAGACUUUUAACGAUAUCAUGCAGGAGUUCCCCUAUGUCUGGGAGAACGUGAUUCUUGUCUUUACCGGUUGUGACUUUAAGCGAGAUCGAGAGAUUCUAGAGGCAAAGCAACUGAUGACCACAGUUCUCCAGCAACAGAUCCGAGAGCAUAUCCUUAAAAAGCUUCCUAACCGCCCAGCCGCGGUCAAUGGGAGCUCUACUAAUAAAUCUACAGGAGGAUCCACAUCACGCUCCACCACUAUGGCUUCCUUUAACUCUUCUUCUUCCACUUCUUCUUCUUCUUCUUCCCCAUCUGUAUCAACGUCCAAUAGUUUCACAAAGCCACGUUCUGCAACCACUUAUUCCCCCUCUCUCUCUCCCGUAUCCGAUUUUGAUGAUGAUACAGUACCAUCAAUACCGAUGGUCUUCUUAACAACGGCUGAAAACAUCUGUUCCUUUGCGUUGGGGGCCGGAAAAUGUGAUUGCGAUAAGCACUCGGAUUAUCUCAAAGUGACUAUGAAGCGUCUUUGGAAUGAGGUCCGAAAGACAAAACGGUGGGUGAUCCAUGGCGAUAAUGAAGACGAUUUUAUCAACCAUUCUUAA